Molecule: messenger RNA, 1101 nt
Organism: Salvia miltiorrhiza (redroot sage)
Lineage: Eukaryota; Viridiplantae; Streptophyta; Magnoliopsida; Lamiales; Lamiaceae
Exons: 2
Coding region: 531-902 (123 amino acids)
Source: RefSeq, a predicted model, not a curated record
CCAGAUCUUCAAUUUUCAAACUAUCGAUUACUCUUUCUGUUUUUGAGUUGAACUCUUAAUUCCUUUCCUUCAAAAACUCCUAAAUCCCCAAAUUGAUCUUUGUAACCCUAAUAAACUCCUCAAUCGAUUCUUUAACAGCUCGUAUUAAUCCAAGAAAAUCGGCAAACCCUGUGCGUUUCAAUGCCUCUUGGACGCGCCAUAGAAUCAUGCAGGCUGCAGCUUCGCAGCUGGCGCCCCUUCGGCAAAGCCCUAGGCUCCGAUUCAGCCGAAUCGCGCGGCGCUGCCAACAAGCGCAUCUGCCGCGACGAUCGCAGGACGUCGUUCCCCUUCAGUUCUGUCCUGGACAUGUCGAAAGCUCUGCUUCUUCGACGACGAUAACCCCCCGCGUUCCCCGCCGCGCACGGGAGGAGCUUCGCACGCAAGCGCCGCCGGCGCGGAGGGUCCAGAUCGGUUUCUAGCCGGAGCUCCGAUCGGAGGUACCGCUAUGUGGGCGUGUCGACGGCGAAUGUGACCUUGCUCCGAUUUUCCCAAUGACGGCUGAGAGUACUGAUUCGAGCGGGGAGCUGUUUUCAGAGGCACGCUGGGUGUCGGAUGCGAGUGAGAGGAAUUUGAGAAGAGACAAGGAAGGGAAUGGGGGUGGGGAGAGGGAGUUUGUGAUUUCUGGUUAUGGGCUGGUUAGUAAUUGUGAUAUUGAGGGGAAUGAAUCUGGUUAUGGAAGUGAUUCGGGCUAUAAAGGAGAUGUGGAGCUUGAAUAUGGCGACGAGCUUGAUGUGGAAGAGGAUGACGGACGGUCCCUGUUUGGGGCGAUGAAUGUGGAGAGAAUACUUCACAAUUGGAAAUGGUCGGUGGAAAUCUCUGCAAAAAAGGCCACCACCGCUGCCGGCGUAAGAAGCAAGAUCUGAGAAUGACUUGAUGCGUAAAUGCACAACUUUAUCUAAUACAUUUGAGCCCUCGUUAGGUGAUAUAGAUUCACUCUCGAUAGGCUGACGUCCAUUUCCUUAUCUUGAAUCAUAUGCUCAUAGCUGAUUACAACCCUUUUUUGCUUUUGUAUAUCUCUCUGAUAGAGUUCAAAUUAUACCAAUUUUCCCCAUCUACACAAAA